AUGGCUAGACGUAAAGCUGGUCAACGAGUGGUGUUAGAUGACACUGGAGGGUUGGAGGACGAGGACAUUAUUGUGUUUGGGAAGGAAGAAAUAGAAGAAAGUCUCCAGAUCUGUGCCAAAAGUCUUAUAGGCCGGAUCUUGGCAGAUCGAUCCUUUGGAGUUGGUACAGUGGAAGGAGCAAUGAGAACGAUCUGGUCUCACCCAAAAGGGUUUAAGGUUAUGGAUUUAGGUGAUAACCUAUUCCAAUUCUUCUUUGAAAAGGAAGUGGAUCUGGUUCGCGUAGAACGCGGUGCACCAUGGCUGCUGAAAAAUUACAUUGUCAAUAUCAAAAGGUGGGAGGAGAAGGAUAUUAAUAACAAUGAUGAACUAUCUCAAGUCCCAAUUUGGGUACAACUGUGGGGGAUUCCAGAGCACUAUAAAUCAAAGGAGUUAAGGAGGAAGAUUGGAGGUACUAUGGGAGAGGUAGUGGAGGUGGAUUUUUACUCAAUGAGAGGAAGAGAAAGUAGAAUCUUAAAGGUUAAAAUUUUCAUGGAUGCUACAAAACCUUUAAGAAGAAGCCUCAGGAUUGCUAGACCUAAUAGAAACGUGAUUGAGUUAUCCGUAAAAUAUGAGCGAAUCGGGACUUUCUGCAACUAUUGUGGUCACCUCGGACAUGAAAGUAGAGGAUACAAUCAACACCUUGAAGAUUCAAUUAAGGGAGAAGUGCAAGAGGAGAAGUGGGGGAAUUGGUUAAAAGCCAAACAAGUAGGUUGGAGGGUUGAAAGUUACAAGGAGAAUGCAAAUCCUAAUAUUCCUAAGGUUGAGAUAUCUCGGAUUGAAGGCCCUAAAAAACAGACUCCAGUUAACUUGCUAAGGAGCUUUGCCAAUCUCUCAAUGCAGGAAAACAGUGGUGAAAAUGAGCAAGUGGAAAGCAAAUCGAAGGAAAAUAAUAGUGGUAAUGGGGCAUGCGAGAAGAUAAUGGCAGAUCAAAGGGAGAGGCUGUUGUUAGUGCAUAAAAAAUGUGGAGACAAAGAAGAUUUUAAUGACGGCAGAACUGAAAGUGAAGCUAAUGAAGAAAAGAGAAAGGGAGGACUAAAAGGAGUGGAGGAGGCAGUGAGCUCAGACUUCAAUAUUGGCUGA
Messenger RNA from Arachis duranensis, 1119 nucleotides. RefSeq lists its product as uncharacterized. The coding region runs from base 1 to 1119 and encodes 372 amino acids. The transcript has a single exon. The record is from RefSeq and is a predicted model, not a curated record. NCBI's taxonomy places the organism in Eukaryota, Viridiplantae, Streptophyta, Magnoliopsida, Fabales, Fabaceae.